AAACAGUGCGCGCUCCCGAUUCAUUUUGACUCCUCGGACGUCGGUCAGGUGAACAUUCAUUGCUUGCUGGUUUCUACUAACUUGAUACAGAAGUCGGUUCUGUUUAGUUAAAACUUCGUUAUUAUUACUAGCAGGCUGAAUGCGGUCUAGCUGCAAUUUCUUUUUUGAGGAACUUAUUCAGUUUACACGUUAGAGAUAAAAGCGCGUAUGUCUCGGUCCAGAAUGUCUAAACUACCAGGAAAUGCAGGUGUCUCGUUGCUUGGUGACAAGACCUUGGACUUCUACCGGGAUCCGGUGAUCUUCUGCCGGCAGAGAAUUGAAAAACACAGCAGCAGAGUGUUCCUAUGCCGCUUAAUAAACAAACCGACCGUCUUUAUCUGCUCUGUCGAGGGGAUGCGAGAGCUGCUCUGUGAAAAGUCUAACAUAUUUCUGAAGGAUCCAACUGAUUUUAUGACAAACAUAUAUGGAGACACUGUUGUCACCAUGAAUGGUGAGGAGGCCUGCCUCCUCCGUCUGUCUCUCAGCCACUUGUUUACAGGAACAUGUCUGGAAUCCUCAAGUAACUACAUGUCCAGUGUAUGUGAUCACUGCUUAAAGAACCUCUCAAUCAGUGGGCAGCCACAUUGCGUUUACUCCAUCUUUAAACGUCUGGGGGCGGAGUUGGUGUUGGGUCUUUUCCUGAAUGUACGAGCCGAGGAUCAGCCUGAGGUUUUCCAGGAAAUCAUGGAGCUCUGCACAGAACAUUGGCACGGUUUGAUCUCGGUUCCAGUAAAUGUGAAGGUACCUUUGUGGACAUCGGGUUUCGCCAAAGCUCUGGAUGCCAGAAGCAAACUGAUGGAGAUCAUCAAAGACAAAUUAGAGAAUGAUACAGAGGGUUUUGUCGGCGCUUUGGGUUCCCUGCCAUUUCCCAACUCUGGUUCUGCUGCUCAACAUCUCCUCCUAUUCAUCUCGGCACUCAUUCCCAAAGCUCUGGCAUCGCUGCUCACCUCCUUCACUCUGGCUCUUGGAGGACCUGAACAGAGGGAAAGUCGUCAAGAAGCCAUCCGUAACCCUGACCACCUUCACAGAGUUCUCCUGGAGGUACAGAGACUGUGGCCGCCCUUCAUUGGUGGACGCAGAAUAGCUGAAAAGGAAUCCACCCUCGCAGACUUCUGUGUUCCUAAAGAUUAUGGCGCAGUGUAUGUCAGCUACUUCAUCCACCGUGACCCAGAGGUGUUCCAGCAGCCCGACAGCUUCCUGCCAGAAAGAUGGAGUGGGAGGAAUGCAGGCCAGGAGCAUUUGCUGUGUUCUUUUGGCCGUGGGCCCAGAAGCUGCAUUGGUUCGACCCUUACUGAGAUCUUUAUUAAGGAAGCUUCCAGAUACCUGCUAAAGAACUACGACUGGUGUUUGGAUCCUCCGUCGCAGGACCUUCAAUACAAAUGGCUGCCUGUGUCCCGCCCCGCCAACCUUCCCACUGUGUCCUUCACCCGGUUGGAUCAAAACGUAUCAGAAUGAGAUUACGCCGGGGACACGUAGCCUCCGGCUGUGUUUUAUUGAACAAACAUGUGUGCCUUGCAUGCUGGGGGAAUGUCUGGAGAUGUGAAGGAGGGAUGCCGGCAAACUGCGAGGCUUUCCCCCUCCUGUGCAUAACCUUGUAAUCGUGCCAGGGAAAGCUGAGGGGGGCGCUGGUUGUGCUUUAUCUGUUCCUCUGCCAGAUAUUCUGCAGUGUUCCUUGAUUGCUCUGCAAGCGAAGGCAGGACAGAUGAGUCAUUCUUCUAUUGUGGAAUCUGAAACAGACUCAGAAAUGUUUUAUAUAUAU
Poecilia latipinna (sailfin molly) is the source of this 1798-nucleotide messenger RNA. RefSeq names its product protopanaxadiol 6-hydroxylase-like. Gene Ontology annotation, biological process: sterol metabolic process. Lineage: Eukaryota; Metazoa; Chordata; Actinopteri; Cyprinodontiformes; Poeciliidae. Bases 208 to 1494 code for a protein of 428 amino acids. The transcript is spliced from 11 exons. Gene Ontology annotation, molecular function: iron ion binding; oxidoreductase activity, acting on paired donors, with incorporation or reduction of molecular oxygen; monooxygenase activity. The record is from RefSeq and is a predicted model, not a curated record.